AUGACAAAGAACGAUCUAAAAGAAUUUAAAACAUACGAACAAUUAUUACCAAGAGCAUUAGGUACUUUAACUUUCGAUGAAAAGAAAAAUUUAGUCGAUACAUCAGGUUUUGGUAAAGAACUUUCUAAAACUACUCAUAUUCCAGAAAUAUUGAGAAAAUGUGAUAAAGAAUUAGGUAGAAUUGGAUAUACGGUCUUUGAUGAUAGUAGACAUGUUGGUCGUGCAUUCCAAAAGGGUGGUAAGACUGUCGUUUUGUUUACUGAAAAGAGUGGUGAAGAUUCUUGGCAUACAAAUGACAAGGAUAAUCAUGGUGUUAUGCUUCCAACUAACUAG
Molecule: messenger RNA, 333 nt
Organism: Naumovozyma dairenensis CBS 421
Lineage: Eukaryota; Fungi; Ascomycota; Saccharomycetes; Saccharomycetales; Saccharomycetaceae
Gene: EGO4
Product: Ego4p
Exons: 1
Coding region: 1-333 (110 amino acids)
Source: RefSeq, a predicted model, not a curated record